Molecule: messenger RNA, 660 nt
Organism: Knipowitschia caucasica
Lineage: Eukaryota; Metazoa; Chordata; Actinopteri; Gobiiformes; Gobiidae
Source: the annotation of a GenBank genome assembly
AUGAAGCAAAUACUCAUCAGGAAGGAGGAUGGAGAUAAAGAAAAGAACAGAAAGAACAUAAUGGCGCAGAGUCACAAGUUUCAGGAGAUGGAGGAAAACGGAGCCACCCUGCUGCACCUGAUCAACAGCACUCAGCUGCACAAACUCCGCGGGGUCAAAGAUGCCAUUCAGACGCUGUUCGACCGACACACGGACACCAAGAAGACCGUUCAGCAGAUUCUCAUGGACGUGGCCCAGAUUGAGGAGAAUGCCGGGCAGAGGUUGCUGGACUUGCAGGAGGAGCAGAGCAGGAGAGAGCAGGAGUGUAACCAUCUGGAGGAGCAGCUGAGGCAGUGCACGGCCAAGAGCCAGAUCACAGACUCUGAACUACAGUUUCUGCAGAAUGAAUUUGAAAACUUGCAGAAUGAUAAACAUGAGUUGGAAACUCUUCAGAAUGAGGUCAAUGAAGAUACCACAGAAGUCAUUCCUUCCUCUAUAUAUGUUGCAAAAUUGUAUCACCUAAUUACAAAGAUCAAGUGGGAGUACGACACAGAGCCUCACAUUCUUAAAGGAGUGCACUAUGGGGCAGAUCUGGCUAGUCUCAUUCACAUAGACAAAUCAAAGCAGUCUCCAGGAGAAGUGAGCGACCAUCUCUGGAGCUUUGUCAGCACUGAGUGGUAG